This is a messenger RNA of Drosophila guanche, 4653 nucleotides long. Its product is annotated as serine-rich adhesin for platelets. The transcript is spliced from 5 exons. The record is from RefSeq and is a predicted model, not a curated record. The coding region runs from base 1 to 4653 and encodes 1550 amino acids. NCBI's taxonomy places the organism in Eukaryota, Metazoa, Arthropoda, Insecta, Diptera, Drosophilidae.
AUGCGCUUAAUAUUUGUCGCGGUUCUCGCCGUUUUGCUGUCCCUCGCGGCGACUCAAUCCCCACCAAUCGCCACCGCUACCGCAGUGGGUGCACCGGCAGCAAAGGCUCAGCCAUGUUGUGAAAGUGUUCGACAAACUCUCAUUGAAAUACGAAAGGAUAUCCGACUGUGGCUGCUCGAUCGACUUUUCGGCAAGUUGAUUCUCCUUCACGACGGAGAACUUUUGGGCAACCCAAACUAUGUGAAUUGUGCAAACGGAAAAAACCAAAUCACCAACCAAGACCAAAGCUCCCAAAUUAUCCAACAAUUGGGAACAAGCUCAAGUCAAACAAGUGAAACAUUCAACGAUGAAGGAGAUCUGUUGGGAUCACUGAAGGAUCUCUACAGCGGGGUGUCCGGAAACUCCGGUCACUCCUCUUCCUCUUCAACAACAACAACAACCACCACAACUUCCAACGAUGGAACCGUACUAUCUGAGCCUGCUGUCGAAGCCGCUGAGUCCAGCAGCACCGUUGAGGGUGGAAACUCGAAUCAGUCCUCUUCCUCUUCCACAACGACAACAACCACCACAUCUUCCGAUGAUGGAUCAGUAGUGUCCGUGCCUGCUGUCGAAGCCAGCGAGUCCAGCAGCACCGUUGAGGGUGGAGACUCGAAUCAGUCCUCUUCCUCUUCAACAACGACAACAACCACCACAACUUCCGAUGAUGGAUCAGUAGUGUCCGUGCCUGCAGUCGAAACCGCUGAGUCCAGCGGCACCGUUGAUGGUGGAGACUCGAAUCAGUCCUCUUCCUCUUCAACAACGACAACAACCACCACAACUUCCGAUGAUGGAACCGUAGCUUCCGAUCCCAUUGUCGAGGCCAGCGAGUCCAGCAGCAACGUUCAGGGAGAAGACUCGAAUCAGUCCUCUUCCUCUUCAACAACGACAACAACCACCACAACUUCCGAUGAUGGAACCGUAGCUUCCGAUCCCAUUGUCGAGGCCAGCGAGUCCAGCAGCACCGUUAUGGGUGGAGACUCGAAUCAGUCCUCUUCAACAACAACAACAACUUCCACAACAUCCAACGAUGGAACCGUAGUGUCUGAGCCUGCUGUCGAAGCCAGCAAGUCCAGCAGCACCGUUGAGGGUGGAGACUCGAAUCAGUCCUCUUCCUCUUCAACAACGACAACAACCACCACAACUUCCGAUGAUGGAACCGUAGCUUCCGAUCCCAUUGUCGAGGCCAGCGAGUCCAGCAGCACCGUUCAGGGAGGAGACUCGAAUCAGUCCUCUUCCUCUUCAACAACGACAACAACCACCACAACUUCCGAUGAAGGAACCGUAGUUUCCGAUCCCAUUGUCGAGGCCAGCGAGUCCAGCAGCACCGUUGAGGGUGGAGACUCGAAUCAGUCCUCUUCUUCAACAACGACAACAACCACCACAACUUCCGAUGAUGGAACCGUAGCUUCCGAUCCCAUUGUCGAGGCCAGCGAGUCCAGCAGCACCGUUGAGGGUCGAAAGACCGAUCAGUACGGAUCGACUGCAGAUAUCACAAGACCCACGACCACUACAGAAAAAGAAACCUCCUCUUCCUCUUCAACAACGACAACAACCACCACAUCUUCCGAUGAUGGAUCAGUAGUGUCCGUGCCUGCUGUCGAAGCCAGCGAGUCCAGCAGCACCGUUGAGGGUGGAGACUCGAAUCAGUCCUCUUCCUCUUCAACAACGACAACAACCACCACAUCUUCCGAUGAUGGAUCAGUAGUGUCCGUGCCUGCUGUCGAAGCCAGCGAGUCCAGCAGCACCGUUGAGGGUGGAGACUCGAAUCAGUCCUCUUCCUCUUCAACAACGACAACAACCACCACAUCUUCCGAUGAUGGAUCAGUAGUGUCCGUGCCUGCUGUCGAAGCCAGCGAGUCCAGCAGCACCGUUGAGGGUGGAGACUCGAAUCAGUCCUCUUCCUCUUCAACAACGACAACAACCACCACAUCUUCCGAUGAUGGAUCAGUAGUGUCCGUGCCUGCUGUCGAAGCCAGCGAGUCCAGCAGCACCGUUGAGGGUGGAGACUCGAAUCAGUCCUCUUCCUCAACGACAACAACCACCACAUCUUCCGAUGAUGGAUCAGUAGUGUCCGUGCCUGCUGUCGAAGCCAGCGAGUCCAGCAGCACCGUUGAGGGUGGAGACUCGAAUCAGUCCUCUUCCUCUUCAACAACGACAACAACCACCACAUCUUCCGAUGAUGGAUCAGUAGUGUCCGUGCCUGCUGUCGAAGCCAGCGAGUCCAGCAGCACCGUUGAGGGUGGAGACUCGAAUCAGUCCUCUUCCUCUUCAACAACGACAACAACCACCACAACUUCCGAUGAUGGAUCAGUAGUGUCCGUGCCUGCAGUCGAAGCCAGCGAGUCCAGCAGCACCGUUGAGGGUGGAGACUCGAAUCAGUCCUCUUCAACAACAACAACAACUUCCACAACAUCCAACGAUGGAACCGUAGUGUCUGAGCCUGCUGUCGAAGCCAGCGAGUCCAGCAGCACCGUUGAGGGUGGAGACUCGAAUCAGUCCUCUUCCUCUUCAACAACGACAACAACCACCACAACUUCCGAUGAUGGAACCGUAGCUUCCGAUCCCAUUGUCGAUGCCAGCGAGUCCAGCAGCACCGUUGAGGGUGGAGACUCGAAUCAGUCCUCUUCCUCUUCAACAACGACAACAACCACCACAACUUCCGAUGAUGGAACCGUAGCUUCCGAUCCCAUUGUCGAUGCCAGCGAGUCCAGCAGCACCGUUGAGGGUGGAGACUCGAAUCAGUCCUCUUCCUCUUCAACAACGACAACAACCACCACAACUUCCGAUGAUGGAACCGUAGCUUCCGAUCCCAUUGUCGAUGCCAGCGAGUCCAGCAGCACCGUUGAGGGUGGAGACUGGAAUCGACCCGCUNCAGUAGUGUCUGAGCCUGCUGUCGAAGCCAGCGAGUCCAGCAGCACCGUUGAGGGUGGAGACUCGAAUCAGUCCUCUUCCUCUUCAACAACGACAACAACCACCACAUCUUCCGAUGAUGGAUCAGUAGUGUCCGUGCCUGCUGUCGAAGCCAGCGAGUCCAGCAGCACCGUUGAGGGUGGAGACUCGAAUCAGUCCUCUUCAACAACAACAACAACUUCCACAACAUCCAACGAUGGAACCGUAGUGUCUGAGCCUGCUGUCGAAACCGCUGAGUCCAGCGGCAACGUUGAGGGUGGAGACUCGAAUCAGUCCUCUUCCUCUUCAACAACGACAACAACCACCACAACUUCCGAUGAUGGAUCAGUAGUGUUCGUGCCUGCUGUCGAAGCCAGCGAGUCCAGCACCACCGUUGAGGGUGGAGACUCGAAUCAGUCCUCUUCCUCUUCAACAACGACAACAACCACCACUUCGAACGACGGACAGGAUAAGUCAAACUCCUCGUCUGACCCUGUUGUCAAUGGUAACACAAGCAACAGCGGUGGUAGCUCAAGUAGCUCUUCCACCACAACAACAGUCACGACAUCUUCCGAUAGAAAUACUCAGACAAGCUCCUCGUCGAAGCCUGUUGUCAAAGUCAUCAAAUCAAGCACCACUAAGGGUAGCGGAGGCUCGAAAAAAUCUUCGACAACUAAAACAACCGUCACAACAACAACAAUCAAUGGUAAACCUGUUGUAGAUGCCAGUGAGGGAAGCACUGUUGUUAAUGGUGGAAAAUCCAGCUCAUCGUCUAGCAAAACAACAAAGACAUACACUUCAAAGUACUCGAAGAUCCCUAAGAAGAACCGAAAGUCAAGCUCAACCACCAGCAAAACUACAAAGACUUAUUCCUCAGGUUCCUCAAGUGUUCCCGAGAUACUCGAAGAGUCUGCGUCUAGCGGAAGUGCAGCCACAUCAUCGUCGGCUGCUCCAAAAUCGAAUAGAAAGACAAGCAGAACUACAACUACCUAUACAACGAAUUCCUUGAAGGUACCCAAGCCCCGAAGAUCCUACACCUGGUCAACUUCAGCCAACAAAAUAUUGAAUGGUGGUCAGACUUAUGAGCUUCCAAUUUCAGGAUCAAUGACCGGCAGGUCCGGUUCAGGUGCACGAAACUCUUGGUCCAAGCGCUCCACAACUCAGAUCACUCAGAACCAACCAACAAUCGUUGAUGCUUCGUCUUCAAUAGAUGGCGGAUCCAACCCAUGGUCUAAACUCGUCAAAAAGGUGACGCCAGGCUCACUGCCGGAAGAUGAAACCUACGGCAGGGGCAUUGGAUCUCGCGGCUCAAAUGCUUGGUCUCAGCGUUCACGUUUCUCUGGCGAUAGCUCUGACGUAACAGGCGCCGCCAACUACCGUUCCAGGUAUGGCCGAGGCCGCAGCGGUCUGAAUGGAGCUCAAGGCUCUCGAACAUGGACUGAAACCUCAUCAGACGCAAAUGAGAACGACACCGAAAACGCCGAUGAUGCUGUAGCAUCUGAAGAUAACUCCGAAGACGCGACGAAUGUGCAGGAGUCGGGUUCCGGCGAUGAAACCACAGACCAAGCUGGCGCACAGCAGGCCACCGGACAGUACCCCGGACAAUAUUGGUGGGGCAACAGGCGUUGGGUUGGAGCACGUCCUAACUGGAGGUACGGCUGGCGUCCUUAUGGAAGCGGUUGGGGUGGAUGGAAUAAUCGUUAUCAAAAGUCGUGGACCGCAUAA